Molecule: messenger RNA, 2214 nt
Organism: Vigna umbellata (rice bean)
Lineage: Eukaryota; Viridiplantae; Streptophyta; Magnoliopsida; Fabales; Fabaceae
Source: RefSeq, a predicted model, not a curated record
ACCCAUAUUUUCUAUUGAAUUUUAAUUUUUUAUUUAUCUGAGCAUCAGACAUAAACUUCAGCCUACCGACACUGAAAACUAAAGAAAAGAAAGUACCUUUUUUCUGCCAUUAUUGAUCCUCACAGUUGGGACUCAUCAAUGGCGAAAGAAGCUUCCAGUUGACACCCACCAUUUCCAAAGUUUGCUCCUUUCUGUACCCCCUCUUCUUCUUUUUCAUUUUUCUCUUCUGGGUUCCUCUUCUUCUUGUCAUCUGUGUUUAGUUCAUAGCUCCACAUUUUGCAUCAACCAGUCAAGGAAGUUGAUUUUGAUUAGUUGUGUUCAACUUGGAUGCUGCAGCUUAUACAGUGGAUCAACUAAUGAGAUUCCACCUUGCAUUGUUUCUUUUGUUGGCUUCUGUUCAAGCCAAUUUAAGUCAAGAUAUUGAACAUGGUUCACUUCUAGUAGAUGGAGCUCAAACAAAGGCUGAAACAGGUGAUAACUUUAUUUGUGCCACCGUUGAUUGGUGGCCUCAUGACAAGUGUGACUACAACCAUUGCCCCUGGGGAUAUUCAUCUGUUGUGAAUUUGGACUUGUCUCGUCCAUUCCUUGCCCAGGCCAUCCAAGAACUCAAGCCAUUGAGGAUACGACUUGGAGGUUCUUUGCAAGACCAGGUUAUAUAUGAUGUAGGAAGUUUGAAGUCUCCCUGUCAUCCCCUGCAAAAGAUUGAAGGUGGAUUGUUUGGAUUUUCAAAGGGAUGUUUACACAUGAAAAGAUGGGAUGAGCUGAAUCAGUUUUUCAAUGAGACAGGGGCCAUUGUGACAUUUGGCUUGAAUGCACUCCAUGGGAAGCACCAGAUUAGUCAUAAUGUUUGGGAAGGAGCCUGGGACCCCACAAAUGCUUAUGAUUUUAUAAAAUAUACUGUUUCAAAGGGAUACAAGAUUGAUUCAUGGGAACUUGGAAAUGAGUUGAGUGGUAAGGGCAUUGGUGCAAGUGUUGGGGUUGCACAGUAUGGGAAAGAUUUGAUAAAGCUUAAGCAAAUUCUAGGAACAUUGUACGAGAACUCCAACUUCAAGCCUUCACUUGUGGCACCUGGAGGAUUUUAUGAAAGACAGUGGUAUGACAGGCUUCUUCAGGUCUCUGGUUCAGGCAUAAUCAAUGUUCUGACUCAUCAUUUAUACAAUCUGGGCCCAGGUAGUGACGAGCAUCUUGAAAGGAAGAUUCUAGAUCCUGAACGCUUAAGCAGGGUGAAAUCAAUUUUUGGCAAUCUUUCUGAAACCAUUCAAACAUAUGGUCCUUGGGCUUCUGCAUGGGUAGGAGAAGCUGGUGGGGCAUACAACAGCGGUGGCAAUCAUGUAUCUAAUACUUUUCUUAACACCUUUUGGUACUUAGAUCAACUUGGAAUAGCAUCCUGCUACAACACUAAAGUCUAUUGUAGGCAGACCCUAAUUGGAGGGAACUAUGGACUUCUCAAUACCACAACCCUCAAUCCUAAUCCUGAUUACUACAGUGCACUUUUGUGGCAUCGAUUAAUGGGAAAGAAGGUUCUUGCAGUUUCAAGUGAUGUUUCUUCUCCCUUUUUACGUGCUUAUGCCCAUUGUUCAAAAGACAGGGUUGGUGUGACACUACUUCUAAUCAACUUAAGUAAUGAGACACGUUUUACUCUCACUAUUAGAAACCCUGUGAGUGCAAGUAUUGAAAAUGAAGUGGCCACAAACAUCCAUAAGGAAAACUCAUUCUUUGAUAAACUGAAGAAGACAUUUUCUUGGGUAGGAACAAAAGGGUCAGAGGUCACAUUUAGGGAAGAGUACCACUUAACUCCAAAAGAUGGUUAUCUGAAAAGCCAAACCAUGGUUCUUAAUGGUAUUCCACUGGAGUUAACAGACCAGGGAGAUCUUCCAAAAUUGGAUCCAGUGAGUAGUAAUGUGAGGUCUCCAAUAUACAUUACUCCUUUAUCCAUUGCAUUUAUUGUAUACCCCAACUUUGAUGCUCCAGCAUGUGCUACACAGAGAAAACAUUAGUUGAAGGUUUCUAUAGCAAAUAACUUGGCACUGGACUAAUGCAAUUUCAAGCUCAUGGUAAUUGUAUGUACUGAGCUAUUAUUGGCUUCACAUGAAAGUUACAACCAUGCAAUAAUUUAGAUUUGAAGGAACAUGCAAGUUGUAUCAUUUAGUUGUAAGUAAACUGUUUGAUAAAAUUUAGUUUGAAGUCCAAUGAUAAAGAAGUGAUUUUGUUUCA